Striga hermonthica is the source of this 1305-nucleotide messenger RNA. Lineage: Eukaryota; Viridiplantae; Streptophyta; Magnoliopsida; Lamiales; Orobanchaceae. The record is from the annotation of a GenBank genome assembly.
AUGGCGCUGUCAAUAGCAAUCUCCACCUUAUUCUCAAGAUCUUCUUCCAUCUUCCUCCGCAAAACUAGAUGUGCUCUCUGCCUACACUUUUCAUCUAUCUCAACUUCCUCCACCGCCGCCGCAUUUCCUUCUGACAAAGCACACUCCCAGAAGAAGCGGCGAGGACCAGCGGCAGCCUCGCUUGUUGAGCUUGGAGGAGUCAAGAUAGCUAGAGAAGAGAUAGUGAAGAAUGACCCAACAAACAAUGUCCCUGAUUCAAUUUUCUCGAAGCUCGGUAUGCAGCUUCAUAGGAGGGAUCAACAUCCUCUUGGCAUACUAAAGAAUGCAAUCCAUGACUAUUUCGACACCAACUAUCCCACCAAAUUUAACAAGUUUGACGAUUUAUGCCCAAUAGUUUCUGUUAAAGCUAACUUUGAUGAUGUGUUGGUGCCUGCCGACCAUGUAAGCAGAAGCUACAAUGACACUUAUUAUGUGGAUACUCAAACUGUCCUGAGGUGCCACACAAGUGCCCAUCAAGCUGAAUUACUUAGGGAAGGUCACACUCAUUUCCUUGUUACUGGAGAUGUUUACAGAAGAGAUUCUAUAGACUCCACCCACUACCCUGUGUUCCAUCAGAUGGAAGGGGUACGUGUUUUUUCUCCAUCUGACUGGGAAGGAUCUGAUAGAGAUGCCACAUCAUACGCUGCUGAGGAUUUAAAGAAAUGUCUUGAGGGCUUGGCUCGCCAUUUGUUCGGUGGUGUCGAAAUGCGUUGGAUUGACACGUAUUUUCCAUUUACCAAUCCUUCAUUCGAGUUGGAAAUAUUUUUUCAGGAGAAAUGGUUGGAAGUGUUGGGCUGUGGGGUAAUGGAGCAAGAAAUAUUAAAGAGAAGUGGUAAAACCGAUAAUGUAGCGUGGGCUUUUGGACUUGGACUAGAACGAUUAGCAAUGGUUUUAUUUGACAUUCCAGAUAUCCGUCUAUUCUGGACAAUGGACGAGCGGUUUACUUCACAAUUCUCCAAAGGACAGCUCGGAGUGAAAUUUAAACCAUUUUCGAAGUAUCCUCCAUGUUAUAAGGACAUGAGUUUCUGGAUAAGUGAUUCAUUUACAGAAAACAACCUAUGUGAAGUUGUUAGAGGUAUUGCUGGGGAUCUUGUUGAGGAGGUGAAAUUAAUCGACAACUUCACAAACAAGAAAGGAAUGACGAGUCACUGCUAUAGGAUUGCUUAUAGGUCAAUGGAACGGUCACUGACCGAUGAGGAGAUUAACGAUUUACAGUGGAAAGUGCGGGAACAAGUCGAGACCAAGUUGAAAGUUGUUCUGAGAUGA